AUGAAUGGUGUCGCUCUUCAUUUCUGGAACAGAUUGCGUAUGUUUUUGAACCUACUGUUAAAGAAGCAGGAAAGAAUUGGCGCUUUGAAGAGUGAAAUGAAAAAGAAAAAUUGCACAGAAAGCGAAACUUCUGCUGCGGUCAAAACCAUAGCAAGCCAGUGCACCGAAGUAAAAAUGAACAUCUCUCUGAGGAACAUCACUGAAUUGCCAGCGCAUCUUUUUAACUCACAAGAAGUCAGUAUCCUUCAACAGUUUUUUAUUAAGAAUUCUAUUUAUUAUGAUUGUAAAGCGGAUCCAUCGAAGCAUCUGAAGGCAUUUUAUUAUCUAACGCGAUGUUCUGAAUCUCUCUACAAUAAGCCGUUCAACUGCUUUCCUCUGAGAAGAACAUUCAUACCUAUACUGAACAUGAAAUCCAAAGCUAUGAAGCCUCAAGGAGGCAAUAGACAAAUGAAUUUUAGAGGUACUAUUCACACAGAUGGUGUUGCCGUAUCCAUUUUGAAGCAGACCUAUGACAGUAAGAAGAAAGGUUCUGGAGGCUGCAUGCGAAAUGAUAAGAAGAUAGAAGAAGACAUUGCUUACAUAGAAAGUCUAACUUACAAAAAUAAUUGUGUUUUGAUUGACCCCGGACGGCGUGAUAUUACCGUUGAAAAGAAAAGAGCUUACCGCUAUACGAAAAAUCAAGGGAACAUUGAGAAAAAAACAAGAAAGUUCAUGAAACUUUGUGAAAUACUGAAACCAGAGGCCGUAAGCAAUGCAGAAGCGAUUCUUUCACGUUUAAAGUCAUCCACAGUCAUAAAAGAUCAAUACGUAGAAUAUAUAAGACAGAAAGCUACCGUGACUCAAGUUCUUCAGGAAUACUACUCGAAUGAAGACUUACCUUUAGAAGAACGUAACACUAAUAUGUUACCAUUUCGAAAGCUAAAACUAUCAAGCUACAUUAAUCGACAGCAAUCUGACAGACGUCUUUGUAAGAAUAUCAGAAAAAACUUUGGCAACGAUGCUGUUAUUGUUAUUGGUAACUGGUCUGCGGGGAAUGUCAAGUUCCAUGAACCGAUUAGAGGAGUUGGCAUGAGAAGAAUGCUUCAAAAAGAAGGUUUUCUGGUACACCUGAUUGAUGAAUUCAAAACAUCCAGUAUAUGCCCGGUAUGUAAAGGUGAUGUAGAAACUUUCAAAGAAAUCGUGAAUCCAAGGCCCUUUAGAAGGGAAAAAUAUCCAACCGUAAAACGUCAUGGUCUUUUAAGAUAUGAAACUUUUAAUUAUGCUUAG
This is a messenger RNA of Gilbertella persicaria, 1266 nucleotides long. RefSeq lists its product as uncharacterized. The record is from RefSeq and is a predicted model, not a curated record. NCBI's taxonomy places the organism in Eukaryota, Fungi, Mucoromycota, Mucoromycetes, Mucorales, Choanephoraceae. The coding region runs from base 1 to 1266 and encodes 421 amino acids. The transcript has 5 exons.